Messenger RNA from Lolium rigidum, 1669 nucleotides. RefSeq names its product F-box protein At5g07610-like. The transcript is spliced from 2 exons. Gene Ontology annotation, molecular function: protein binding. NCBI's taxonomy places the organism in Eukaryota, Viridiplantae, Streptophyta, Magnoliopsida, Poales, Poaceae. The coding region runs from base 16 to 1242 and encodes 408 amino acids. The record is from RefSeq and is a predicted model, not a curated record.
CCGCCGCCCGCCGCCAUGUCCAUCCCCGCGGAUCGCUCUCCCCCGUGGGAGGAAGGCCGUACUUCAAAUCGAGUCAGGUCGUCCUCCACUCCUCCCAGCGGCACGGCGGUCGAGGGACUCACCGACGACCUCCUCGUGGAGAUCCUCUCGCGCGUCCCGGCCAAAUCGCUCUGCCGCUUCAAGUGCGUCUCCAACAACUGGCUGAGCCUCAUCGACCACCCCGACCACCGCAAAAAGCUCCCCCAAGCCCUGGCUGGCUUCCUCCACAGCAGCAGCACCACCUACGAGUGGCGUCUGGAAGCACCCAUCCACUUCACCAGUUUCCCAGGGAGACGCUGCCCUCCGAUCGACACCUCUUGCACCUUCCUGCCCAGCCACCGGCGUGUCGAUAUAUUGGACUGCUGCAACGGCCUCCUCCUCUGCCGCUGGUACGACAUCUCCUCGGAGGGCGACGAGUUCCGUUAUGUCGUGUGCAACCCUGCCACGGAGAAGUGGACCGUAUUGCCGGGCUCCGGCAAGGCCACCAAGGAGGUGGGCGCCGUGUGCUUGGGCUUCGACCCGGCCAUGUCGUCACAUUUCCAUGUGUUCGAGUUGGUAACGGACCAGGUGUUCUACUGGGACCCAGACAUCGUUGGAGUGGCAGUGUAUUCCUCUGAAACGGGUCGAUGGGUUUAUAAGGAGAAGAGAUGGGAUGCGCAUAUCAGGCUCAUCAGUCACGACUUUGCAUCUGUCUUUCUUAGCGGCUAUCUGCAUUUUCAAGCCGACCGCCGCGAGCUUUCCACUUGUCUAGCUGUGGUGGACACGGAGGGGGAGACAUGGAUGGACUUCGACGUCCCUGAUGGUGGUCUGAUCGAUGGUUUCAUUCAGCGGUCACAGGACCGCUUGCACUAUGCCAGUUUUCACGUAGAUGGUGCUGUCAUUCGGCUAGUGGUUUAUGUCCUCGAAAACUAUGAAAGCAAAGAAUGGAUACUGAAGCAUAGCGUCGAGACUUCCUGCUUGUUCGGAGUGAUAGAGUAUUGCCUGGUUGGAGGGGUAGAUUAUUCCAUGGAUGGGGGGUUUGAUUGGGUUGCCAUUGAUCCGGAAUGCAACUUGCUAUUCUUCACUAUUGGGUGGGAGAACAAAUUAAUGUGCUACAGUAUGGAUCGUCGGCAAGUCAAAAUAAUCUCCAAACUUGUAGAUGGCAAGCUGCCAUAUCUGCCAUAUGUGCCGUUGUAUGCAGAGUUGCAGUCACUGCGGAAUUGACAUCAAUAUGGGACUGCUGGUGCCUAUGCAAGAAAUGGAUCUUUAAUAUGAGCCAAUUCUCCGUGCUAUUGAACAGCAGGCUUGGUGUGUUGUGUCUGCUUGAAUCGAGCUCCUGGUUUCUCUGACUGAUGUAUGCAAGCUUUUGAGUUUCGAGAAUGGUGGUUGUCCAUUAUGUAAGUAACUUGGCUGAUUUUGCUGUGAUUAGUUAGUCUAAAUUGUACUGUGCUUUCUGUUGUCUCUACUGCUACGAUCAUAUUGUAAAAUAUUUGCAUCGCGUAGUGUUUGUGCAAGCGCGCUGAUCAUUUUGUAAAAUAUACGAUUAUCAUGCAGAUUAAACUUAUAUCUUCUGUUUGCAGCUGUUGAAAGCAUGAACAUCUUAUUGGCAAUGAUUUACGAAAUGAUCACCUGUAUGCUGAUGAAAUGAUGU